This is a messenger RNA of Symsagittifera roscoffensis, 891 nucleotides long. RefSeq lists its product as uncharacterized. The record is from RefSeq and is a predicted model, not a curated record. The coding region runs from base 21 to 566 and encodes 181 amino acids. The transcript has 4 exons. Gene Ontology annotation, biological process: protein peptidyl-prolyl isomerization. NCBI's taxonomy places the organism in Eukaryota, Metazoa, Xenacoelomorpha, Acoela, Convolutidae. Gene Ontology annotation, cellular component: endoplasmic reticulum. Gene Ontology annotation, molecular function: peptidyl-prolyl cis-trans isomerase activity.
CUUAUUAAAUAGUUGAGAAAAUGGAUUUGUUGAACAGAAGAUUGUGGUUUGUGUGUGUUUUGGUGUUGGUGCUGUCGGUUGGUGUGAUAGUACCUGUCGCGGCUGCAGAAGAAGAAAAGAAGACAGAGGAUAAACAACCCCCAGUGGAGGCUGCCGAACCAGAAAAGACUUCGACCGAGACGCCAAAAGAAAAACCUGCAGUGAAGGAGUUGCGUGUGGGUGUGAAGCACAGAGUGAAGUGUGAGGAGGGGGAGAAGACGAGGAAGGGGGACAAGUUGUCCAUGCACUACACCGGCACACUCCACUCCACGGGAGAGAAGUUCGACAGCAGUCUCGACAGAGGCACCCCAUUCCAAUUCACUCUCGGCACUGGACAGGUGAUCAAGGGUUGGGAUCGAGGUCUAGUGGGUAUGUGUAAGGGAGAGAAGAGACGCCUAGUGAUUCCCUCUGACCUUGGCUACGGGGCUAGAGGGUCCCCUCCCAAGAUACCUGCCGACUCCGCCUUAGUAUUCGAAGUUGAACUGCUAGACUACACGAGAGCUGGGUCCAGUAAAGAAGAAUUAUAAACCACCCCCGUCCAUGCACCUAGCUAAUAAUUGCUUCAGUCGACUCAAAGAAAAUAUGUCCGUUUUGAUUUGAUUGCUUUGUGGUCAAGAAUAUAAACGGCUUUCAGAUAUUACAGAACCAAGUGUGCUAAUCAUCGCUAAACAUAUACGAAUCAUUUCAAUAUUUUAUGUAUUUCGAAUGUUAUCCUUAAGUUAUUAAAUAUAUUAUGAUUUUGAGUCAAUAUUUGUGGCUAAAUUGUAUAUAUAAGUUUAUUAUUCGUUCACCGCCUUAUAUAUUGACGGUGACUUUAAUUUUACCAUGAAUAUUAUUGAAAUCUGAAAUUGA